Molecule: messenger RNA, 1332 nt
Organism: Tetrapisispora phaffii CBS 4417
Lineage: Eukaryota; Fungi; Ascomycota; Saccharomycetes; Saccharomycetales; Saccharomycetaceae
Gene: LSC2
Product: succinate--CoA ligase (GDP-forming) subunit beta
Exons: 1
Coding region: 1-1332 (443 amino acids)
Biological process (GO): tricarboxylic acid cycle; succinyl-CoA metabolic process
Cellular component (GO): mitochondrion; succinate-CoA ligase complex
Molecular function (GO): succinate-CoA ligase (ADP-forming) activity; ATP binding
Source: RefSeq, a predicted model, not a curated record
AUGUUGAACAGAAGUAUUGGAUUAAAGAAGGGUCUCGUCCCGGUGACAAGAGCUGUCUCGAAGAGGCAUCUUUCAAUUAAUGAGUUCAGGUCAGCUCAGUUGCUGUCAGAGUACGGUGUCAACACGCCUGCUGGUUCGGUGGCAAGGACUCCACAGGAGGCUUCUAAAAUUGCUGAGAGUCUGUUCAAUUCCAAAAAGUUGUUCGAUAAUGAGUUGGUGGUGAAAGCACAAGCUUUGACAGGGGGCAGAGGUAAAGGCCAUUUCGAUAAUGGCUUUCCCACCGGUAUUAAAAUGGUCGACGGUGUCGACGAGACUGUCUCUGUGGCGGCGCAGAUGUUGGGGAACCGUCUGAUCACCAAACAGAGCGGGGAAAGGGGGAAACUAGUCGACGCUGUCUAUAUCGUGGAGAAGAAGAAGGUUUUGAAGGAGGCAUAUUUGUCAAUUAUCAUGGAUAGAGCCGCUAAGAAACCAUUGAUUAUAGCCUGCAAAGAAGGUGGGAUGAACAUUGAAGAAGUCGCCAAGAGAAAUCCAGAUGCAAUUAAAAAAUACCAUAUCGAUCCUUCCGUUGGGGUCACCGACCAGAUCGCAAUGGACGUUUCAAAAGCAUUGGGAUUCUCAGAAGGCGUUUUGAAUGAGGGCGCCGACCAAGUUAAGAAGUUAUACGAGAUCUAUGACAAGACGGAUAGCACACAGAUAGAAAUCAAUCCGAUCAGUGAAGUAGAAGAAUUGGACGAUCCAAAGACUCACAAAGUGUUCUGUAUGGAUGCCAAGUUCGGUUUCGAUGAUAAUGCUUCCUACAGACAAGAAAAAAUUUACUCUUGGAGAAACGAUGUCGAAGAGUCUCCAGAAGAAAAAUUCUCCACAGAGGCCAAGAGAGACUUCGAUUUGAAUUUUGUUAAAUUGAAUGGUAACAUCGGUUGUCUUGUUAAUGGCGCAGGGUUGGCAAUGGCUACAAUGGAUGUCAUUCAAUUGUACGGAGGUAAACCUGCUAAUUUCUUAGACUGUGGCGGUGGUGCUACCCCGGAAACCGUCAAAAAAGCUUUUGAAUUGAUCGUUCAAAGCUCAAAAUCGUCCAAUACCGCGCUGGAUGCCAUUUUUGUCAAUAUCUUCGGUGGUAUUGUUAGAUGCGACUACGUUGCACAAGGAAUCGUCGACGCCAUCAAAGAAUUGAACUUAAAGAAUUUGCCAAUUAUCGUCAGAUUACAAGGCACAAAUCUUGAAAAAGGUAGACAAAUCGUAAAGGAAUCAGGUGUUAAUAUUUUCUCCUUCGACGAAUUGGAUCCAGCUGCAGAAAAAGCAGUUGAAAUGGCUAACACCAAUGCUAAUGCUUAG